CCUGUACUAAGCGCAUGCGCAGGAGCAGGAAACCGCAUGGAGUGGUGAACCUGCUGCUUUGUUGUUCACUGCUUGAGGUUUUUUGGCGCAGGAAGACUAAAAACACCCUGUAUUUGGACACAUUUUUAGCUCAGAUGAAAUCUGAAGCUACGUCGUAGCCUCUACAGUGUGACGAUGCAAACGUGGUGAAAAUGGCAAAUGUGGUUCGUGCCGCAGCCUCGCUUUUGACGAUAUGGAGUGUUGUCAUGCACUUCACUGUGCUGACAGGUCUUGGGAUUCAUGAGCUGCUUUAUUUUCGGGUCAUCAGUCCAGAUGACAUCAGUUACAUAUUCAGUGCAGCGCCAGCUAAAGAUUUUGGAGGGUGUUUUACUUCAUUCUAUGAUGAAAUUUUCCUGGUGCCGGCAGAACCAGCGGACGCCUGUUCAGACCUGAAAGACACAGAAAUCCUUCAGGGUCAAGUCGUCCUGGUGGAAAGAGGAGGAUGCUCCUUUGUAGAAAAAGCCCAUUAUGUGGAAGAGGCAGGAGGUAAAGCUGUUCUGAUUGCUGAUAAUGCUGUGGACAAUGACAAUCAAUACCUUGAUAUGAUCACUGAUGGAUCCACAACCAAACCUAACAUACCUGCACUGUUUCUGCUGGGACGUGACGGGAUGAUGAUCAGGAGGUCUCUUCAAAGACAAUCCCUGCCUUGGGCGGUCAUUUCUAUUCCUGUGAAUGUUUCCUUCCUUGCGUCCUUCCCUUUGAGGCAGCCACCUUGGACACUGUGGUAGAUUGUAAAUUGAGCCAACAACAUGGUCACAUGAUUUAAUUGAACUGAUAUGUACUAUGAGAGACUAUUAGAUUGGACUUGAAUUUGUUAGUUUAGUAGGUGUAGAUAGAGAAAGAGACAAAAACUCAAGCAGUUGUUGUCAUGUAUCUUGUGGAGGAUGUUUUUUCAAGUCAGUCUCUUAGCUGUGACAACACUAUCAGAGGUGAUUGGGGACAACAUUGUAAGAAAAGAAAAAAAAAGGAUAGGCUUUGCUGAUGUACAUUGCAAAGUGGCAUUGAUAUAAAAAUGUAAAAAUGUUAAUAAAGUUCUAAAUUCCUAAUUAAAAAGAACAGUUAACACCU
Molecule: messenger RNA, 1107 nt
Organism: Cynoglossus semilaevis (tongue sole)
Lineage: Eukaryota; Metazoa; Chordata; Actinopteri; Pleuronectiformes; Cynoglossidae
Product: protease-associated domain-containing protein 1
Exons: 6
Coding region: 192-767 (191 amino acids)
Source: RefSeq, a predicted model, not a curated record